GGCGUGACACCUGAACCAUAUGUUCGGGGAUCCGCUGCCGAAAGGUCCCGGUGGAAGGGCAAGCAAGUUUGGAGGCCGAAGCCUCGAAAAGAAAAUAUCUUUGAAGAAAGGAUUAGUUCGGGUGUGACAUCCGGAGCAGUCUCCCGGAGAUCCGCCCCUGCCAACAGAACUCGUCAGAAAUGGGUCCAAAAGAAGGCCCAUAAUGACGACAAUUAUAAUGACAGUCGACAUCCUGGAGAGUCUUCCAGGAGAUCCCGUCAUUCUCCUACUUCAGCCAAAGAGGAAGUUCAUUUCGAUCGUAGUCCGCAGAUCGAAAAAGUAAUCAUUCCAAGUCAAGAGCCUGAAAUUCAGUGGCGACGCCGCUCAGAAAUUCAGAUACAAGAAGAUGAAGAAGAAUAUGUCGAUGAUGAUACUAUGGAAAUCGAGGUGGUUCGUAUGGUCAGCCACGUCGAUGUUGAAGAGGAAGAAGAUGAUGGUGAUGAAGAAGAACAGCAAUCACAGCCGCGCGUUUGUGUUCAUCGGCGCCGUCACAGGGUUAGAUCCAUUGCCAGCCGAAGUGCUCGCUCCUCAGAAGAAGGAGAUGAGGAAGAAGAAGAGGUCGGAGAAAAUUCCUUCGCUGGUGAAGAUAUCACACUCACUGAAAUGAGAAAUCAAAUGAGGUGA
This is a messenger RNA of Dendrobium catenatum, 663 nucleotides long. RefSeq names its product VID27-like protein. Lineage: Eukaryota; Viridiplantae; Streptophyta; Magnoliopsida; Asparagales; Orchidaceae. The transcript has a single exon. The record is from RefSeq and is a predicted model, not a curated record. The annotation marks the transcript as partial.